AUGAGUAGUUCAGCCGUGUCCAGGUUUGCACCCACAGUUCUCACUGGCGACUCCAGUGGACCUGUUCUCGAACAAGAGCUUCAGGGUACAUACUUUGUGUUUAAUAACUUUACUAUCAAUGCUCGUUCCUCACCCUGGCUUGAAGGAUGGUGCUCAGUGAACGGUGUACCUUUCCUGCAGUUUCAUGACAAUAAAGCCACGCCUUUGGGUGACCUGGGAAAGGUGGUAAAUGCCACCAGAGCAUGGACAGAUUUCACCGAACGUCAGAAUUACAUUGGAGAAGAGUUGAGGAAUCAGAUACUUAACACAGAAGAAGAGGCAGACAAGACCAUGGAUCACCACAUCUGGCAAGUCAUCAUGGAAUCUCAAUAUAAACAAGGACAACUCAGUGAUGCCUCCUGGAAAUUCAUCAUUGGUGGACAGAAUUCCUUCUACUUUAAUCCAGUGACCAAAAGGUGGGGAGCAAUUCAUGAUAAAGCCAUAGGUAUCAUGAAGAAAUGGGAGACAAACACAGAACUAGCAGAGGAUCUAGCAAGGUUCUCCAUGGAAGUAUCCGGUUACUACCUCAAGGAAUUCUCAAAGCACUGGAAGGAAAUUCCAAGUAAGUAGUUAGGUAUAUUAU
Molecule: messenger RNA, 622 nt
Organism: Peromyscus leucopus (white-footed mouse)
Lineage: Eukaryota; Metazoa; Chordata; Mammalia; Rodentia; Cricetidae
Product: retinoic acid early transcript 1E-like
Exons: 3
Coding region: 1-609 (202 amino acids)
Biological process (GO): positive regulation of T cell mediated cytotoxicity; antigen processing and presentation of endogenous peptide antigen via MHC class I via ER pathway, TAP-independent; antigen processing and presentation of endogenous peptide antigen via MHC class Ib
Cellular component (GO): external side of plasma membrane
Source: RefSeq, a predicted model, not a curated record